Molecule: messenger RNA, 2741 nt
Organism: Lucilia sericata (common green bottle fly)
Lineage: Eukaryota; Metazoa; Arthropoda; Insecta; Diptera; Calliphoridae
Product: jerky protein homolog-like
Exons: 1
Coding region: 739-1104 (121 amino acids)
Molecular function (GO): nucleic acid binding
Source: RefSeq, a predicted model, not a curated record
UUAAUUUGUAGAAGCAUUUAUUUUUAAUGUUGGGAAUCCCCGAAUUAAUAAAUACCAUAGUAUGCCAUUAUUUUAAAGGUAUUUAAUGCUAGUAGCUUUAUGUAACUUGCUGCGGUAGGUUCGUGAAUUUAUUUUUAAAAUUAGUGAUGUCUAAAAACAGUCGAAAGUUUUUAUCCUUAUAUGAAAAAUGCGAAAUUUUGGAAUAUUUAAAAAAAAGGAUCGAGUGUUACAGUGUUAAGUAAAAAGUGUAAAGUUGCAAAAUCAACGAUAUGUUCAAUAAAAAAAUAAAAAAGACAAUAUUUUAAAAUGUGUGAACAAUACGUAUGGACCCGGAAAACGCAAAACAUUACGAUCUUCAGAGCUUCCAAAAAUGGAAAAAUCGCUCUAUAAGUGGUUUAUUUGUAUGCGGAAUAAAAACCUCCCUGUAAGUCGGUUGAUGUUGAAAGAGAAAGCCAAACAAAUUCACAAAAACAUAAGUGAAUACGGAAAUGACUUCAAUGCUAGCGAUGGGUGGCUACAAAAAUUUAAAAAGAGAUACGAAAUUCGGCUCCUUCAGAUAAUCGAUGAAAAACUUUCUGCGCAAUCUCAGUUCGUAAACCUAAGAAUGGUUUCACAACUGUUUUGUGCCAGAGGUAAGUAAACAUGUAAAAAUAGUUCAAUUGGGAUUAUUUUUCAUUAAGGUGACAAAUUUUUUAAAGAAGAAACGAUUACUAGUAAAAGCUUUACUCUUAAUAGAUAAUGCCCCAUCCACCAGAAUCCGACGUUAAAUCCGAGGAUGGUUCCAUAGAAGCUAUGUUCAUGCCUCCAAAUGUAACGGCUCUGAUCCAGCCAAUGGAUCAAAAUGCAAUUAGAAUCACCAAACUUCAUUAUAGGAACAGUUUUCUGGCAACAAUUAUUGCAAAAGAGGUGGAUUUGCUUGAAUCGAUGAAAAAAAUCACACUUAAAGAAGGAGUUUCUAUUCUAGAGGCAUCCUGGAACCGAGUUGGUAAAGAAACUUUAUCUAACUGUUGGAAAAAUAUUUUGAAUAUGGUAAAUGAUGAAGAUGAUCCUGAAUUUAAUGUUCCUUUGAGUGUUUUAAAAGAAAAGUUGCAAUCAGAGUUUUGAUCUUUAGAAAAUACUGCUGCAGAUCUUCUACAGACAUUCUGCCCUCAGGAAGUAUUUACUGCUGUAAACAUUAGAGAUUGAAUCAAUAAUCCUUGUGAGGACGUCACGCCAUUUGAGGAAAAUGAUUUAAUUGAAGAGUCCGACGAUGAUGACGACUUUUUUAUUGAAGCGCCUGAAAACAACAUUAAAGCCAAAGAAGCUGUCGAAUUUUUUAACAAAGCUGUCCAAUGGGCUGAAUUUCAAACGGUCGAUCACUCUGACAUUAAAGUAUUGAAAAAAAUCAGGGUGUUGGCGGUAAAUAAGCUCGUCGAACAAAAGAAAAAACAGAAAAUAAUAACCGAUUAUUUCCAUAUUUAAUUAUAUAUGUAUGUACUUAUCUUUUUUCAUUGUAAAUUUUAUUUAUUUUUUGUCGUAAUAUUUUGUUUAUUUUUUAUGUACAUACUACUUAUGUACUCUUUAUAAAAUGGAUUUUUAAAAACUUUUUAUGUUCCAAAUAAAUUACAAAAAUUUUUUUAGUAAUCUUUGCAUUUUCAUUCCUUGCAGAAAUGAUUUUUAGAAAGAAUAACUUAGUAAUAUAUAUAAAAAAAUCACAAUCGAAAAUGUGAACAAAUUCGAAAAUAUGAACUACAUUAAUUAGUUCACAUUAUCGAGAGUUCACUGUAUUUCAUGAUCAAAUAAAGAUAUUUUGAUAAUAAUAUGAUAUAUAAAGUCCACUGAUAUAUAAAGUCCACUUCCGAAAAUGACUUAAAAUUCGACAUAAUUUUUUUUUUUUCAUAUAAAUCAUUAUAUGAUAUUCAUUAUCGGUCCGUAAUUGGUCACAAACAUAGACAAUCAAAGUUAUCGGGAUAAAAUUCUACAUAAAUGUGUAUUUUGUGUAUAUAAAUCAUUCUACGGAAUAUUUUUCCGGAUCGGACAAUAAGUUGUCUUAGCCCCUAUAUAAGGUUUACUCUGCAAAUCACUUAUUACCACGUAAUUCCUUAUUAAAUGAUUAUAUCCGGAUAAAAUUCGACAUGAGUAUGUUCUUUGUAUAGAUAAAUCAUUCUAUUAAAAUGUUUUCGAACUGGCCUAUUAAUAUAAAUUUUUCUGUACCUAAUCAAAAUUAGUUCGACAUAUGCAUAAAUGUUGGUAGCUUGCUGGUGGAGGGUAUUUAAGAUUCGACAUAGCCGAAUAUAGCACGCUUACUUGUUAUUAUACAUAUAGAUCCAUAUAGGAGGUACCAAAACCCCCUUAUGAAAGUCCACCCAUUUUUCUCAUAAAUAUUCAUACUAAAGUUUCUCCGAAAAAAAAAUGAGGACUCUAGUUGUUAUAUUUUCUCAGAUAUACAAAUUUAAGAUUUUCUUUAUAUGGGAGGUACCACGCCCACUAUAGCUAGGCUGCCCAUAUAGGUUUUUCUAUCAUGUUUUUUCUUAAUGCCACGGAACUUAAUUUUUUACCCUACACCACUAUACUACGUUUGAGUUACUAAUCGGCUAAGAAUAAUUUUCUGAAUCGAUUAAGCCAUGUAAGUCUGACCGUCUGGUACAGGUUAAAAUGUUAAUAACAAUUUGAUGAUGUUUGGCACGUAUGCUUUUUUGGUCCAAUGACAAAACCUUUUAAAAAUAUUUAAAGUCUGUCUUUUCUUUUACCUAGCCCCCAUA